CUAGCUGAAACUGCAUGAAGGAGUUCAAAAUAAACAAAUUGACACAACAGGUAAGUCGACAAACUUUUAUUCACGUUUUUCCAAAUAAAAUACGGCAUAUAUUCUAAAUCCCCAUACGUACUCUUAUAAAUGUAGUGAGCUUGGGUUGCCUGUGUUUUGGGUUUUCUCUUCGUAUUGUUGAGAGAAGACUGGUGACUAGACCAGUGGAUAAGAUCUUCGUUGCCAUGACUACUUGAAGAACACAGCAUCACAAAAUGGCGACCUUCGUGGAGUUGAUGGGACGAAGACGAGAUAUAGUGAAUAAACUGUUCGAAGAUUGCAGUGAGGCUGAAGAUCAAAGGACCCGUGAAUAUGAAGCUGCCGUACGUAUUCAGAGUUGGUUUAGAGCUGUUCGAGUCAGGGCAUACAUCAGGUUUUUAAAUUCUUGUGCAAGAACCAUUCAAAAGCACUUUAGAGGUUUCAAGGGAAGAGAGAUUUAUAGACACCUUGUCAAAGAGCAUGUAGCUCGAAUGAGGAUCAAGUACUAUAAUUCACAAGCUACAAAGAUUCAAAAAGUGUGGAGAGGAUACUACACAAGAAAAUAUAUUCAUAAUUUCUAUAGUAGAAAGGCUUUCCUUGAGGGACUGGCUGUUAAAAAUGAACUAGUAAGAAAGGAACUCAAUGAACUUGCCCUUUCUACAUCUAAAGAGAUGGAACUGAAAGCACAAAUGAAACACAAGGCUGCAAGAGAGUUAGAAGCCGAAAAAACCCAUUUCCUAAUCAGUACGCAUCAAAUUCCAGGAAUAUAUUACUCCCCCAUUACAGGACCAUCCCAAAAAGAAUUGGAACUCCGAGAAGUACGUCCUCUGACUCCAAAAACUCGCGGUGUCUUGAGUGCUAGACUACGUACAAAAAAAUUUGAAACUUUUGAUGACCGUGAAAGUGUUAGUGCUCAAGAAAGCAUGAAAUAUAAAGUUCUCCCACCAAUCAAUGCUGAUAAAGUUCAGGGACCUUUCCGUAACCCCAAUGAAGUGUGGAAGCAGCGCCAUAAGUCACUAAAUCCCAGUCUUCGAGUAGCAACCUCGUAUGAUUCUGCAGAACAGACCAGAAUGGAAAUGAAAGCCAAAGAAUGGGUAACAAGAGUCAUCGAUGAUAAAUUCGUACCAUUCACCCAUAGACAACGCCCGUAUGAUCCUCUUCUACACACAACCUCGGCUUAUGGAAGCUUGCCGUACGGUACCAAACACUUUAGAGAAGAGAGCAAACAGAGGCACAUUUCGAGCCAGCGCUUCGAGUCUGUCGUAUCGCCUAUUCCAAUCUUUGAGCAGUUUGGCAAGACAUAUUAAAGUACGAACCAUUGAAGAAUUCUUUGUACAUAGAGAGAUGAAGUUUAUACAAAAAGUAAGGAAACAGCAACUCGACACAAAAUCACUUUUUUGGAAUUUGUAAAUAUUGUAUGUGUAUAUGUGUCCUCGUUUUGAGUUGCUCAAGAUGUCUUUGCAUCAAUAAACAAGAUCCUAGAACUCAA
This is a messenger RNA of Actinia tenebrosa (Australian red waratah sea anemone), 1507 nucleotides long. Its product is annotated as spermatogenesis-associated protein 17. Lineage: Eukaryota; Metazoa; Cnidaria; Anthozoa; Actiniaria; Actiniidae. The record is from RefSeq and is a predicted model, not a curated record. Gene Ontology annotation, molecular function: protein binding.